This is a messenger RNA of Symbiodinium sp. CCMP2456, 1952 nucleotides long. Lineage: Eukaryota; Dinophyceae; Suessiales; Symbiodiniaceae. The record is from the annotation of a GenBank genome assembly.
AUGAUGAAGGCCGUGUACCGUCUUCAUCAGAAUACGGGUCACACCUCGCGCCGGCGCCUGGCUCGUGCUCUCAUCAUUGCAGGAGCACCGCCAGAGGCCGUGAAGGCUGCGAAGAUGCUUAAAUGCACCGUGUGUGACGAGAACCAGAAGCCUCAGACACGAAUGGCAACGGCCCUUCCCCGAGUGGAGCAUCCCGGUGAUCAUGUUUGUGCCGACCUCUUUUCCAUGAAGGACAGCGGCGGCAAGAUCUAUUGGAUUGCUCACUUGGUCGAUCUCGCAAGCCGGUACCAAGUGUGCCGUCUGUUGCCGGACAAGUCUGCGGACGAGGUGGUCAAGUGCUUGUCCGAAUGGGUGAGAAUCCUCGGAGCACCGAAGGCCCUGACCGUGGACAUGGGUCCUGAGUUCGUGGCAGGGAAGUUUCAGUCGGCCUGUGACUUCUACGACGUGUGCCUGCACCACACGCCCGUCGAGGCGCCGUGGAAGAAUGCCGUUGCUGAGAGAUCUGGGCAAACAACCAAGGCUAUUCUCAAGCAUCUCAUUAAGGAGCACUCGGCCUACGGCAGCGUCGAGAUGGAGAUGAUGUUGGCCGCCGCCUCGGAAGCCUACAAUGGCGAUGCUCUCGCCGCUCGUCCCCGAGUGCGCGAUGAGAUCCUCUACGAGCCUGGCGAGAUCGUGUACUUCUGGAGGCAACAAGCCAAAGGGAAAAGGUUGCCGACUAAGAAGUGGCACGGCCCAGCAAUGGUGAUUGCCGUCGAGAAAGGCGAGACAGGGGUGCAGUCUGCGCUCUAUGCCUCCUACCGGGGCGGUGUCACCAAAGUGGCAAUUGAGCACGUCAGGCCUGCGAGCUCCUUGGAGCGCCUGGCUGCCGGGACUUGGGAGUCUGCCCUUCAGGGCGUCCUGGAUGCCAUAGAGCCGGGCGAAGGAGAUCCACCCGGAGAAGGAGACCAACCGCAACCUGCUGUAGACCCCGCGCCUGGUCAGCCCAGUGCAGCAGUGGAUGCCCUGCGAAGUUUGGGCAAUGAGUCUGCCGCGCCCCCGUUAGUCGUCGUAGGAGCCCCGAGCGACCCCAGCUUCUCCAGACGUGUCUCUGCCGACUUCUCGAGGGCGUCGAGUUCUUGGGAGCGCCGAGGGCACGAGCUUUGGACAAGGGGACAGUCCGGAGGCGGGGCUUCAAGCCUUGAACCUACAGACAAGAGGCGAACUUCGGAGGCGGCAGGACUGCGACAGCCACAGCUUGGUGGCCCUGGGCAAGCUACUGUACCAGAAGCCGAAGGUGAAGUUGAGCAAGCCGCGCCCCAGGGAGCGCCGGAGACCACAGAGACUACGACAGCCCCAAGCGCCUUUACAGGUCCCUUUGUGCCCCUCACCCUUGGAGGGAGGAACAUCGAUGUGAUGAUCGCUGAAAAGUGCAAGCAGCAUCCCCUCUGGGAGCUUCAGGAGAGGGUUGCAAAGGAGAUUGCGAAUGGCGAUUUCGAUGAGCCCAUCAACGGCACUUGGGACGGACGUUGGCCCACCCCGAGCGAAGCCGUUCGGAGGGAGCUGUGCAGGACAGGCAACCUCAAGAACUUGCCCAACGAGCCCUACGACGUCCUCCUGACCUCCGGUGGUCGAGAGUUCCAGUGGAGUAAGAUGGACAACGAGUCCAGGACUGCCUUCCAGAAGGCGGCCGAGGACCAGUGGGCGAAAUGGGUUGACAACGAGGCCUUGGAGCCCAUCCCGCCGAAGGAGGCCGACGUGGUGCGCAAAAGGCUGGCUAGCCAAGGGAAGUUGGGCGAGAUGCUGGUGCUGAGGUUUGUGCUCACGGACAAGAACUCAGCCCUGAGCACUAAGGAAAACCCCUUGCCACUUAAGGCCAACGCCCGGCUUGUGGUCCCUGGAUACCGGGACAGCUCGUACCUAGCCGGCAAGCUCCAGACCGAUGCACCAACAGCAUCCAGAAUAGCAUUCUUUAU